CUCUGGGGCUCCCAGGUCCCACUGAGGUGUGUGCUGGACAAUAGGGCUGGGCAGAGUCUGAACACAAAAUAUUUCAGCUGAUGCUCAUGUUGCUGAAUUAACUUGGCCUUGGCUAAACAAAGGAAUCAUUCACUCAUAGGAGAAUGACCCAGUUACAGGCUUGUGGCAAAGUUAUUUUGGUUUUUAGAUUAAAAGAAGAAAACCAAACUUUUAACUUGAGAGGAUUGGAGAUUUGAAGAGUGACCCUUGCAGUUCUGAUCCUGCAUCCCAGUCAGACACCAACCAACCAUUUCCCUUCCUGCUGCUUCCUGAUCCCUCUCAUUCCUCACUGACCUGCUCUGCAGGUUUUUAAUUGGUAUUAAUUUUUAUUACCAACUGAUUUCCACUGAAUUAUUUCUGGCUAUUGUUUAUCUUGUGCUGUGUAAAAUUGAAGUUACCAUGCCACAAUAUCCCAGGGGAGCACCAGAGCCCUGCCUGGCUGUACUGAGCAGCAUCUGGAGUGGGAAUUCAGUUCCAUAUCAAGUGCUGAAGGAUAAUUUACUUUUCAAGGGGCAGCUGGAGUGUCCCAGCUCUGGGACUGGGAGCUGAGCUGCUUCCAGAGGGCUCUUUGAAGUGCUGCUCACACCCCUCUCGGCCUGAAGGAGCCCUUUAACGGCUCAGGUUUCCAGGGACACUUGGAAAACCCUUUUAAAACCAGCAAACAUCCCUGCUGCUCUUUCCAGAUCCACAGUCCUACCCACCAAAACACAGGCAUGUUUUCAGCUGUGCCCUUGGAAGUUCAUCCACUCCAAUAACAGACCUGAGCUGACACUGGGCUGAACUCACAACCUCCUGCCACAGCCACGUUGCAAUAUCCCUGUUCAGGGGCUGCUGUUUGUCCUGACACUUUUGGAGCUCCAAGUGAAGGAGCUAAAUGGUUUUUCUUCUCCAUGUUAGAUGAAUGAAGCUCCUUUAAAUUCUAUUUUAUAAUGGAGUUUUUAAACGUUUCUGUGAUGAGUUUUUCCCCUUCCCUCAAGACAUUGCUGAAUUCUGGAUGCAGAAACCUCCACACUCAUUUGCUCAGUGAUCUGAAUCUCAACCAGAGGUGAUAAUCUAAAAUCCCAAAGCAUUUAAGAUACGUUAUUGUGUUUAUAUCUUAUUUUAUUCUAUUACCACUGACCAGGGGAUAUUUUGAGGCAAAUUGCCCAAUAUUGUACCAAAGUUUCCAUCGCACCAAUUUUGAAUUUCCAUUCCUUCAGCAGGGCCAAGUUUCCAGCACAAUGGAAAUAUGAAGAACCCCAGUUCAGCGAGCCUUUGGUGGGCAGUUGCCUAAUUAGCAGUGUGAAAUUUGGGUUAAGAUUUUGGGAAUUCACUCCUCUUUCCCCUCUGCAGCUGACCCAAGAUGACGACGGCCACGCCACUGACCAAUAACACUCAGCUCUCAGUGAAUGUGACCACAAAGUCCCAAGAACACAAUCUCUAUCAAAGCUCUGGAGCAAUAGUUGCUGCCAUCGUGGUGGGGGUGAUUGUUAUUUUCACAGUGGUUCUGCUCAUCCUGAAAACAUACAACAGGCGCAUGCGAGUGCGGCGGGAGCUGGAACCCAAGGGCUCCAAGCUGGCAGUGCCACCUCCUGUGGGGCACAGCAGCCACAGCCUGGCCCAGCAGCCCUCGGUGACCUUCAUCCCUGUGGACAUCCACCUGCAGAGCAGGUAACCAGGAGCUCCCUGCCAGAGAAGAGAUGGAAUUGUCACCCCGUGGAGCUGGGACUGCCCUGGGAGCAGCAGCCAGCUGGUGCUCCCUCUGUAAGGGGACACAAACCCUGGCUCCCUGCUUUGGGAGGAAACACCACAGGUCUGGACACUUUUGCAGUGACUGAAAUAACAGCUGGAGGUGUAGGAUGGCAGCGAGGCCUCCUCUGGGUCUGGGUAGACCAGGAAGAGAAGAUGCCCAGGUGUUGUGGAGCUUUUGCUCCCUCAGAGACUCUGCAUCCUCUGUGUUCUGCUGAGGAACUGGAGGGAAAGUCUGGACAUGCCCCAAACCCAGCUGGGACCUGAGUUUGUUACGAGUUACAUGCAAGAGGUUUGUGAAUUAUUUUAUACCUGAUGGGUACUACAGGAGGUAUCAAAAUUGUAUUUAUCUUUACUCCUAUUUCAUGUUUCUAAUCUCAAAUAUGUACAGGUUCUUAUUUUCAAGUAUUUUAAACUGUUUCUAUAAACUCUGUAACUCUCCAUUUCUGAAGGAACUCGGUGUCUGAGGGGUUUCACUCUCAAUCCAGGUUCAUGGCUGGAGCUGUGUUAGAGUGCUCUGUCUUACACAAAAUCUGAGUUCUUUAACUGACAAAAAUAAGCAUGGAAAUAGAAAAACCAGCUUGGACAGAGCAGGGGAGGCUCGGUGCAGCCCCAAUUGCCACUCACCCUGCAAGGCUUUGCUCUCUGGUGCAGCCCAACUAUUUUUAGCCAUUUUUUAUUCUCAAACCAAGCCGAAGUGAGGCUGUUUUGUGAGUGUGAGGGCUGUGGGUGUGCAGAGUGGCACAAAGGAAUUCCCAGGGACACUGAGAGCCCACGGGCUGGGAACACAGAGCACCAUUGUCACACACUCACUGCCAGAUUGUCUGAGAUUUUAUAGUUUGUACUUUUUUCCAAUAAGCUUGGAUCUCUUAAGCAGGUCAGUUUAACUAACUGCUAAUUUUUAUUGUGCAGAAACUAAAUUCAAUUACUUUGCCAUAUUCUUUUUUGGCUGAAACUGGAGCACGGUUUGGAUUCCAAACCAAAUAUUGAGACAGCUGUUUGUGAAGUUUCUGAAUCUCCUUGUGAAUAUUUCUCCUGUCCUGGUGCUUUACCUUAUUUUUUGUGGCAGGGAGAAUUGAUUUAAGAAUUCAAAAGGGACAGCUG
Molecule: messenger RNA, 2871 nt
Organism: Zonotrichia albicollis (white-throated sparrow)
Lineage: Eukaryota; Metazoa; Chordata; Aves; Passeriformes; Passerellidae
Source: RefSeq, a predicted model, not a curated record